Molecule: messenger RNA, 7419 nt
Organism: Spea bombifrons (plains spadefoot toad)
Lineage: Eukaryota; Metazoa; Chordata; Amphibia; Anura; Pelobatidae
Gene: ROBO2
Product: roundabout guidance receptor 2
Exons: 31
Coding region: 652-5352 (1566 amino acids)
Molecular function (GO): protein binding
Source: RefSeq, a predicted model, not a curated record
GCGGAGGGCUGGGCUCAUCCCUGUGCAGAGCCGGGCUCCGUGUCUCCUUCAAUGACUGUGUGGAGUGUCUCCAGCCAAGUGCACACCUUCUCCGGCUCAAGGAAUAACACGCAGCCCGAAGGUCCUGCUCACUGCCCUGGGCUCUGGAGCUUGAGAGGGAUCCAUCCAGAGAUCCACCGUGACACCAGAAUAGAUUUCCAGAAACAUAUUAGAAUUCUCUGAAACAUCCUCAGCCUCAGAGUCAGCCAAGAAAUCCGAUACUUUCCUGGAUCUCAUUGAAGACAAGUUUGUGGACCACUUUGCAGCAACUCUCUUCUUCUUCUUUCCUCCUGUAUCCUCUAGAAGGGAAUCUACCUGGAGUGGGCUAUGGUGACCAGGAGCAGAGCCCUAUGGACCUGAGAGCUGUGUAGGACAUGCCCCGCUAUGUUAGGCAGAUCUUGGGAUCUUUGAUGGAUCGCGAAGUUCUCAGUAUUACAGACAUUUCUCUGAACAUUCCAUGGUGGGGCAGAUCAUUGUCUGAUUGGAGGCAAUUGUAAAGUUUGCACCUCUUGCCCCCCUACCCCCGAGCUGUCUGCUUGCCCCUAAACACACACAUCAUUUCUGCGCUGGAUUUGGGCUUCCUACACGUAUUGGAUCUUUUAAUAUGUAAAUAUGGGUCUUUUAGCACCCGUCCUGCUAUGUGGAUUGUUAUGUCAGGUUUUUGGAUCCCGACUACGUCAGGAAGACUUUCCUCCAAGGAUAGUCGAACAUCCGUCAGAUGUGAUUGUUUCGAAGGGAGAGCCGACCACGUUGAACUGUAAAGCCGAAGGUAGACCAACGCCUACCAUUGAGUGGUACAAAGAUUUAGAGAGAGUUGAAACAGAUAAAGAUGACCCCCGCUCCCACCGAAUGUUGCUGCCCAGCGGAUCGUUAUUUUUUUUACGCAUUGUACAUGGACGCAGGAGUAAACCAGAUGAAGGAAGCUACGUGUGCGUUGCGAGGAAUUAUCUGGGAGAAGCUAUGAGUCGAAAUGCAUCACUGGAAGUAGCAUUGCUACGGGACGACUUUCGGCUGAACCCUACAGAUGUUGUUGUGGCAGCCGGUGAACCUGCAAUAUUAGAGUGUCAGCCACCUCGAGGACAUCCUGAGCCAACUAUCUACUGGAAGAAAGACAAAGUGCGAAUAGAUGACAAAGACGACAGAAUCAGCAUUCGAGGCGGGAAGCUGAUGAUUUCAAACACCAGGAAGAAUGAUGCCGGCAUGUACACUUGCGUUGGGACCAACAUGGUCGGAGAAAGAGACAGUGAUCCAGCAGAGCUCACCGUCUUCGAACGACCCACGUUCCUCAGAAGACCAAUUAAUCAGGUUGUUUUGGAGGAAGAGGCGGUUGAAUUCCGAUGUCAGGUCCAGGGAGACCCACAGCCGACUGUCCGAUGGAAAAAAGAUGAUGCUGAUUUACCUAGAGGAAGAUAUGACAUCAAAGACGACUACACCUUGCGAAUAAAGAAGGCGCUCAGUGCCGACGAAGGAACAUACACUUGUAUUUCUGAGAAUCGUGUUGGAAAAGUGGAAGCUUCAGCCACACUUACAGUAAGAGUUCGCCCUGUUGCACCGCCUCAAUUUGUUGUCCGGCCACGCGAUCAGAUAGUAGCUCAGGGUAGAACCGUCACAUUCCCUUGCGAAACGAAAGGAAAUCCUCAGCCAGCCGUGUUUUGGCAAAAAGAAGGAAGCCAGAACUUACUUUUCCCAAAUCAACCUCAGCAACCCAACAGCAGAUAUUCGGUGUCGCCGACUGGAGACUUAACCAUCGCAAAUAUCCAGCGUUCCGACUCCGGCUACUACAUUUGCCAGGCGCUGACUGUUGCCGGAAGCAUACUGGCAAAGGCCCAGCUGGAAGUUACUGACGUUUUAACAGACAGACCUCCGCCUAUAAUCCUACAAGGACCAGCCAAUCAGACCCUGGCGGUGGAUGGGACGGCACUCCUCAAGUGUAAAGCUACUGGAGAGCCGAUGCCAGUUAUCAGCUGGCUAAAAGAAGGAUUUAAUUUCAUGGGAAGGGAUACAAGACUGUCUAUACUAGAUCAAGGGACUCUACAAAUCAAAGGUCUAAAGACUACAGACACUGGAACGUAUACUUGCGUGGCAACAAGUUCAAGUGGAGAGACAACAUGGAGUUCACUUUUGGAAGUAACAGAAUCUGGUGGAGCGGUUGUCAGCAAGAAUUAUGAUCUAAAUGACCUACCAGGACCACCAUCAAAGCCUCAGGUUACCGAUGUAACAAAAAAUAGUGUUACUCUGUCAUGGCAGCCAGGAACGCCGGGGCUCCUGCCCGCAACUUCCUAUAUAAUCGAGGCGUUUAGUCAGUCUGUUAGCAAUAGUUGGCAAACUGUAGCGAAUCAUGUAAAGACCACGCUACAUACUGUGAAAGGACUUCGGCCAAACACAAUAUAUCUCUUUAUGGUGAGGGCUAUCAACGCCGAAGGCCUAAGCGAUCCAAGUCCAAUGUCAGAUCCAGUCAGGACACAAGAUAUAAGCCCACCUGUGCAAGGAGUAGACCAUCGGCAGGUUCAGAAGGAGCUGGGAGAUGUUAUUGUUCGCUUGCACAGCCCUGUUGUGUUAACACCAACUACCAUUCAGGUCACCUGGACGGUUGACCGUCAGUCUCAGUUCAUCCAAGGAUACAGGGUAAUGUACCGACAAACAUCAGGUCCGCAAACUCCAUCUGUAUGGCAGAACUUAGAAGUCAAAGUGCCGGCUGAGCGCACAGCUGUAAUAGCCAACCUGAAAAAAGGAGUUGCUUAUGAGAUUAAGGUCCGACCUUAUUUCAAUGAAUUCCAAGGGAUGGACAGUGAGCCGAAGUCGGCACGGACUACAGAAGAAGCCCCAAGUGCUCCACCACAGUCUGUUACGGUUCUGACGGUGGGGAGCAGUAAUAGCACAAGUAUUAGCGUCUCUUGGGAUCCUCCUCCUCCCGAUCACCAGAAUGGAAUAAUUCAGGAUUAUAAGAUCUGGUGCCUCGGUAACGAGACCCGAUUUCACAUCAACAAGACUGUAGAUUCGGCAAUUCGUUCCGUGGUGAUUGGCGGACUGUAUCCUGGUAUUCAGUACCGCGUCGAAGUUGCCGCAAGCACUAGCGCGGGUGUCGGAGUAAAAAGUGAUCCUCAGCACAUACUUAUAGGAAAUCGCAAUGAGGUUGUAAUCACCGAAAACAACAACAGCAUAACAGAGCAAAUCACCGACGUUGUUAAACAACCGGCCUUCAUAGCAGGAAUUGGAGGUGCCUGCUGGGUAAUUCUAAUGGGAUUUAGCAUUUGGCUUUAUUGGCGCAGAAAGAAGAGAAAGGGACUGAGUAAUUAUGCCGUCCAGUCCUUCACCUUUACCCCAGCAGUAACAUUCCAAAGAGGAGAUGGGGGCCUAAUGAGCAACGGGAGUCGUCCUGGACUUUUAAAUGCUGGUGACUCUAGCUAUCCUUGGCUUGCGGACUCCUGGCCUGCAUCCAGCAUGCCUGUAAAUAACAGUAACAAUGGACCGAAUGAUCUUGUUAAUUUCGGCUGUGGAGAUGUGAUGCCAGCCGUGCCAGGCCAAGGAGACAAAACGGCUACGAUGCUUUCGGAUGGAGCGAUUUACAGCAGUAUUGAUUUCACCACCAAAUCCAGCUUUAACUGCCCAGGACAAAUGACCCAAACCACGCCGUAUGCUACUACCCAGAUUCUGCAUUCCAACAGCAUUCAUGAGCUUGCCGUGGACUUACCUGAUCAGCAGUGGAAACCUCCUGCUCAGCAGAAAUCGGACCUCACCGGGAUAGGUUAUUGUCUUCCAGACCAAGGCAAAGGCACCAACGCCUUACUUUACAUACCCGACUAUCGAAUGGCUGAGGGAGUAUCAAAUAGAAUGCCACACAACCAGUCACAGGAUUUCAGCACCACCAGCUCACACAACAGCUCAGAGAGAAGUGGCAGCCUCUCAGGUGGAAAAGGUGGAAAAAAGAAGAAAAAUAAAAAUAGCACCAAGGGUCAGAAAAAUAAUGGAUCCAACUGGGCAAACGUUCCUCUCCCACCGCCGCCUAUCCAGCCGCUGCCAGGCACUGAAAUAGAACACUAUGGGUUAGAUCACCAGGAAGGAGGGUAUGACAGUGAUGGAUGGUGCCCACCAUUACCCGUCCAGACAUACUUACACCAAGGUUCCGACGAUGAGUUAGAAGAAGAUGACGACAGGGUUCCGACACCACCGGUCCGUGGGGUGGCUUCUUCUCCUGCAAUCUCAUUUGGGCAACAGUCCACGGCAACGCUAACACCAUCACCACGGGAAGAAAUGCAGCCCAUGCUUCAGGCUCACUUUGAUGAGUUAACAAGAGCCUACCAGUUCGAUAUUGCAAAACAGUCUUGGCAUUUGCAGGCCAAUAACCAGCCUCCUCUAGCUCCGGUUCCACCAAUGGGAUAUGUUUCUGGAGCAUUCAUUUCAGACUUAGAAAAAGAAGUCAAUGAUAACGAAGAAGAUGAUAUUGAAGAAGAAAUUAAAAGGCCCCAUCGAGGCUUAGAACACACUCCAGGCUCAAGUAUGGACAACUUGGACAGCUCAGUGACAGGUUCUAUGGUAAAUGGAUGGGGUUCUGCAUCUGACGAGGACCGUAAAUUUUCUAGUCAUAAAUCUAGUGUAGGUAGCUCGUCCGAUGAUUCCAUAUUUACAAGCGGCAGCUUUGCACAAUCAUUGGUUGCAGCAGCUGAUAAAGCGGGUUUUACGCUAAAUGGAACUAGCCUAUCGAGAGCAGGGAAAAUGCACUCUUUUUCACAGAGGCCCCGGCCUGCAAGUCCAUUUUCUACUGACAGUAACACAAGUUCAAUUGUGAAUCAGAGCCAAAGGCAACGGCCCACCAAGAAACAUAAGGGAGGUAGAAACGAGCAGCCUCCGGGACUCCGCAGAGAAGGAAUCACUGACGAUCUUCCGCCACCACCGGAUCCCCCACCUUGCCAAAAUAUGAGACAGCAAAUACCACAACAUCAACGUGGAGGUCCUACAGAAAGGAAAGGAAGUUCUCUUGAGAGGCACACAUCAAAUAUGGAUGACUCAAAGGCCUCAUUAGAUCGCCAUGCUAGAACAUCGUUAGAACGACAGCGCCAAACACAAGAAUGGAUUGGAUCCACGGAACGACAAAACAAGCAGGCGUUUGGAUCAGAAGAAGUUCUGAUGCCAUACAAUAAACCAAGUUUCCCUUCACCUGGAGGGCACAGUUCCUCAGGAACCGUUUCAUCGAAAGAGUCAACUGGACCUAGGAAAGGAGAUAUGCUGAGAGGCCACCAGCGUAACGCCAUCGAUUUCCUUGAUGUAGGAUAUUUGGGGCCAAACAGCCAAGGACAGUAUACAGGUGAAUUAUAGUACUGAAGAGAUGCAUCCAAAAGCUGCUCCAGAGGCCACCGGGUCUGGACUGGUGAAAGUAAAAACAGUGCAAUGAACAUUUUCGUUAUUUAUCUUUGAUUGGAAAGACUGUAAAUGCAAUGUAAAGACACAAAAUCACGCAUAUCCCACAGACAUUUUACUUUUUCUUCUCUUAAAUACACCAUCCACCUUAACUAUUUCAUGCCAGGAGUACACACACACAAAAAAAGAAGAAAAAAAAAAACAAAAAAAAGGAAAAAUCACCAUCAACGCUGAUGAAAAGAGCAUUUUGCUUUGUACAUAGUUCCUUUGGUUGCAUUGCUAUGCAAGCUUGGUCUCUUUUAUCUCUGUUCAUAUUAUCGUCUGUUCUUAUUGUUCGAUUGUAUUAUACUGUAUGUGAACUAAUAGGCUGUGGUGCCAUAUAAAAAAAACAAAAACAUAAAUUGUUUAGCUGUGUAACAUUCAUGUUUUCAAUUUUUGCACUGCAAUUUUUAUUUGACGAUAAGCACAAAUCCGACUUCCUUGUGAAAUGAAGAAAAAAGACACUGAAUGUGAAGGGAGUUCUCUGCUGUAGAAUGCUCUAGGAUACGGAGGAUAGCGUGGCAGAACGGCUUCAGAAGGACUUCCGCAGAAAGAAUAAGCUCAAAAUCUGAUUCUGGCUAAUUGUUUUGGAAAAGGAUCUAUUAAUAAGCAAUAUGUUUGUUUUUGCUUUCAAUAUGGUAAAAAAUGUCAUUGUAAGUUAUAUGAGAGUAUGAUUAUGAAUACUUGUAUUCACAUGUGUGCAUUGCUGUGUAUGUAUAUAUAUAUAUAUAUAUAUAUAUAUAUAUAUAUCACAGGUGAACACACACACAUAUAUUAUAUAUAUGCACACAUAUACAUAUAGCCACAUCAUUGGUUCAUAUUUAGCACCCCAAUAACAUUUUUUUUUUAAAUCGAAUCACUGCAAGAAAAUGUGGGAUGAGCCAUGAAGAUCCGAAAAAAGAUCACCUUUCCGUGUUCCGAAAUUGGUUAAAGUGCAUUAACGUGCGUACCGGUACUGUUAACUGUCCAUUAAAAACAAAGAACUCUACCAAUUUUACAUUUAUUAGAUGAUUAUAUGUGGGGGGGGGAACAUUUGAAAUCUUUCAGACUAAGAGAGGCUUGUGUCAUAUUGAAAAGCUUUUUGUUUUAUCCUCUUGUGCAAAAAAAAACAAAAAAAAAACCACGUAAUUGAAAGAUGGAAAAAAAAUGCAAAAUAAAAAAAAAAUUAAAGAUUUUCUACUCAACCAUGUGAUAUUACUAAAUAUAUUUCAGUUUUAAUGAUGAAAAGUGGCUGUUAAUAUAUUGGUGUUGGUUUUAUAAUGCCAUGCAGAGAAAAAUGUUUCCUUAGUUUCUUCAAGGCCCGGGGGUCCAGAAAGAGAUUAAUGUACUUAAUGUACUGUAUAGCAGAAGAAAGUCGGAUGCUACGUAUGAAAUUCUAAAAAUAACAUUUCUGUUGUUAAAUUGGCUUUCGGGAAGUAAUUUGACACGCACAUUUCUCAGUCUGAGUGUCGAGAUACAUUGCAUGUACCGUGCAAGUGAUGAAAUAGAUCAAUAUAGGGGCCUUGGGAGGAGUUAUAGAAUGUUCACAAGUAAUAUGGAUUAUGAGACAGUAUAUCACAGGACAUCAUUCUCUCCCUUAUAGGCCUCACACAUCAAUACUCUUCCACUAAUGUGAUGUUUGCUUUGAAAACCAGAUGCCGCGUUCAAAUACUUGAUGCCGUACAUUCCACUUCAACGCUGCCAUGGAUUCUGCGUAUGUUACUUUGGCAGCAGUUGAAGUUUUUAUUAAGAAACAAACCCUCUCUGUUUAAUACACGUUUUUCAUUUUGUUAAAAGCAAUGGUUCUGACUUAUUCUGUACAGAAAAAAAAAACCUGAUAAAAACGGAGGUUGUUUGCAACUCACUGCGUGUUCUACUUUUGCCUUUGGAAUAUGUUUGUGUCGGUAUUAAAACGGUGCCGUUUCAUUCCGUGCCCAGACUGUCUUUGCAAAUAUUGUGAAAACCACACUCUGUGUUUUCAUAUAUAUUAAAGGAUGUGACACCCCC